Molecule: messenger RNA, 1239 nt
Organism: Psammomys obesus (fat sand rat)
Lineage: Eukaryota; Metazoa; Chordata; Mammalia; Rodentia; Muridae
Product: SEC14-like protein 4
Exons: 12
Coding region: 1-1239 (412 amino acids)
Cellular component (GO): cytoplasm
Source: RefSeq, a predicted model, not a curated record
AUGAGCGGACAAGUCGGGGACCUGAGCCCGCGGCAGGAGGAGGCACUGGCCAGGUUCCGGGAGAACCUCCAGGAUGUGCUGCCCACCCUGCCCAAGGCUGAUGACUACUUCCUUCUGCGCUGGCUCCGAGCUCGGAACUUUGACCUUAAGAAAUCUGAGGACAUGCUCCGGAAGCAUGUGGAGUUCCGGAAUCUGCAUGACCUGGACCACAUCCUCACGUGGCAGCCAUCAGAGGUGAUCCAGCUCUACGACUCAGGCGGUCUCUGUGGCUAUGACUACGAAGGCUGCCCUGUGUGGUUUGACAUCAUUGGGACAGUGGACCCCAAGGGGCUCUUGAUGUCAGCUUCUAAACAGGACAUAAUCCGGAAGCGGAUCCAAGUCUAUGAGCUGCUUCUUCAUGAGUGUGAGCUGCAGAGUGAAAAGUUGGGCAGGAAGAUUGAGAGAAUGGUGAUGGUAUUCGAUGUGGAAGGGCUGGGCCUGAGGCACCUGUGGAAGCCAGCUGUGGAGGUCUACCAGCAGUUUUUUGCCAUCCUGGAAGCAAAUUAUCCUGAGACGGUGAAACAUCUAAUCGUUAUUCGAGCUCCCAAGCUUUUCCCGGUGGCCUUCAACCUGGUCAAGCCCUUCAUGGGUGAAGUGACGCAAAAGAAGAUAGUGAUUCUGGGCGCUCACUGGAAACAGGAGCUACUCAAGUUCGUGAGCCCUGAUCAGCUCCCUGUGGAAUUCGGGGGGACUAUGACUGAUCCUGAUGGCAACCCCAAGUGCCUGACCAAGAUCAACUACGGGGGUGACGUACCCGAGCGCUAUUACAUGUGCAAGCAGGAGAGGCCGCAGUACGGACACACUGUGGUUGUGGGCCGAGGCUCCUCCCACCAGGUGGAGAAUGAGAUCCUGUUCCCAGGCUGUGUGCUCAGGUGGCAGUUUGCAUCAGACGGUGGAGACAUUGGCUUCGGGAUUUUCCUGAAGACCAGAAUGGGGGAGCGACAGAAGGCCGGGGAGAUGGUGGAGGUGUUGCCCAGCCAGCGCUUCAACACCCACAUGGUCCCUGAGGACGGGAGCCUCACCUGCCUCAAGGCCGGAGUCUACGUCCUGCGCUUUGACAACACCUACAGCCUCCUGCACACCAAGAAGGUCAGCUACACAGCAGAGGUGCUGCUCCCAGACAAGGCCUGUGAGGAGACGUUGCAGGGCCUCCAAGCAACAAGCCCUCCUCAGGACAGUGAAGACUCUAGCCGCCUCUGA